UUGUGGAUGUAUCUUAAUUUAAAGAUAACAAUAUAUUGCAAAAAUAUAGAUGAAUUCUGAAAAAAAAAAUGUUUUAAUAGAAAAACAUUGCUUCUGCGGCCAUCACAUGAAGAAUCUAUUUAAAGAAACCUUUUCCUCCUCGUCGGGCUCAUGCUUCAUUUGAAACGAUGGUGUGGCUUGCUUUUCGGUCUCAUGAUUUAACAAAUCUCUCUUCUCUCUCUAUUUUAGCUACCAAAUCCUAAAAUGCUAUUCCCUUCCCUUUCAUGGUUUCUUUCUCAUCCUCCCUCUAAAUAACCAUUGAUUUGGUCGGCCUCGGCCUUCGAGGUGCGCCUUCUUCUUCACCAUCUUCCAUUUUCACUCCCUUUUAUUAGUUCCUUUGAUCCUUUAUACCUAGCAUUAUCUAAAAUAACUUGUUCUUAUUCGGGAUUCCUCUGAGUUAAUAUUCUUUUUUUUUUCGCUCAUUUGAUUGUUAAAAGCUAAUAUCGUUUUGCCAGGAGAAAAAUAUCUAGAAUUUACUUGAAUUUUUCCUUGAAAUUACAUUUUUUGUUGUUGUUGUUGUUUUCCCUUUAUUGUUGCACUAUAUUUUCCCUAACUUGAGAUCUAGUAUUUGCUUAGGUCCAAGCGCUCAAAUGACUGAACUCGUGUCCGGGCCAGUCGACCAACUCAAACAUGUUCCUGAUCACGUUGAGGACUCAGAGGAUGAGAGGAAACAUAGGGCGGCGUCUUUCAAGAAGAAGGCAAAUAGUGCCUCUGCAAAGUUUAGGAACUCCAUGAACAAGAGAGGAAGACGAAAAAGUAGCAAGGUCAUGUCGGUUGCCAUCGAGGAUGUUCGCGAUGCUGAGGAAAUGCAGGCGGUCGAUGCGUUUCGACAAACUCUCAUUUUGGAAGAAUUGCUUCCUGCACGGCAUGACGACUACCACAUGAUGCUCAGAUUUCUCAAGGCUAGAAAAUUUGACAAUGAGAAGAGCAAGCAAAUGUGGUCAGACAUGCUGCAAUGGAGGAAGGAAUUUGGAGCCGACACGAUUAUGGAGGAUUUCGAGUUCGAUGAACUUGGUGAAGUCGUGGAACACUACCCACAAGGUCACCAUGGAGUCGACAAGGAUGGCAGACCUAUCUACAUUGAAAGACUAGGCCUAGUCGACGCCAACAAGAUGAUGCAAGUGACGAACAUGGAUCGAUACGUCAAGUACCAUGUGAGGGAAUUUGAGAGAACCUUUGCCGUCAAGUUCCCUGCUUGUUCGAUUGCAGCCAAGCGCCAUAUCGAUCAGAGCACAACGAUCAUGGAUGUUCAAGGAGUGGGGUGCAAACAUUUCAAUAAGGUUGCGAGAGAAAUGAUCGGUCGAAUUCAGAAGAUCGAUGGAGACAACUAUCCCGAGACCUUGUGUCGCAUGUUCAUUGUCAAUGCAGGCCAGGGAUUCAGACUCCUUUGGAACACUGUAAAGAGCUUCCUCGAUCCAAAGACAACGGCCAAGAUCAAUGUUCUCGGGAACAAGUAUCAGAGCAAGUUGCUCGAGAUCAUCGAUGCGAGUGAAUUGCCCGAGUUCCUCGGUGGCACUUGCAACUGCGAAGGAGGUUGCCUUCGAUCAGACAAAGGCCCAUGGAAGGACCCUGAAAUUUUCAAGAUGGUUCAAAACGGCAUCGGAUGCUGUGGAAAACAACAACUCAGUAUUGCGGUCGAGGAGAAGAUGAUUUCAGAGGACGAAGUUGUGUACCCAAAGAGGCAAGAGUCGUUCGGCGGGGGCAACGUCGUCGUCUUCGACGACAUGUGCGCGAAGAUUCCGAGGAGUCACAUCGAACACCCAGAGCUGUCGCCGGUUCAUGAAAAUGGAGGGGGAGGUCUAGAUUGUGAUGGGGAAAUGAAGACCGCUACGCCUUUUACUAAAGAGUACGACGAGCUGUUCCCGGUCAUAGAAAAGGUGGUCGAUGCCAAUUGGAACAGAGAUAUGGAGGAGAAGCUGGCCCUCGCUAAAGGCGGUACAGAUUCUUACGCUCUCUCUCAGCUGAACAACCAUGGCCCCGACGGGUUCAACAACCCCAUUUUCGGAGGCGUCAUGGCCUUCGUCAUGGGGGUCGUUACCUUGAUGCGCGCCGGCCGGCCGCCCAUGUCGAUGAAGGGGAUGGAUGCAGCAGACAUUGCGAGCUUCUCUAGCUCGAUGAUCAGGAGGCAGAUGACACUGAAACCUGAUGCCGCCGCCGCCGCCGCCGCUGCUGUGCCUACGGUUUCUCUCGCCGACUUCGCGUGCGCGCUGAAGCGCCUCGGUGAGCUCGAGGAGAAGGUGAGCGCCCUGAGCGCGAAACCCAGCGAAAUGGCGCCGGAGAAGGAAGAGCUGUUGAAUGCCACGGUGCAGAAUGUGGAGGCUCUGGAGUCGGAGCUUGCAAAAACUAAGAAGGCUCUCGAGGAAGCUUUGGUGCAGCAGGAGGAGUUCACUGCUUACCUGGAGAAGAAGAAGAAGCAGAAGAAAAACAAGUUGAUUUCUUUUGGCUGGUAAUUAUUAAAUACAAACUCUCUGCUCAUCAGAAGAUCGUCUUCCAUUCUACAUUUGCUAGGAUGAUGCAAAGUGAAAGCAGGAAUCAGGCUUCCUUGACCUAACUGAUUCAAAUACAUGUAUAUUUACAUAUCUAUUUCUUGUAGAACAAAAAAUAUGAAAAAUAGUGAUGAUCUCAAACAGACCUUCCAUUUCUUGUGCUGUAUUCUUUAUACAUCUA
Molecule: messenger RNA, 2706 nt
Organism: Zingiber officinale
Lineage: Eukaryota; Viridiplantae; Streptophyta; Magnoliopsida; Zingiberales; Zingiberaceae
Product: phosphatidylinositol/phosphatidylcholine transfer protein SFH12-like
Exons: 12
Coding region: 630-2489 (619 amino acids)
Source: RefSeq, a predicted model, not a curated record